Thlaspi arvense is the source of this 3718-nucleotide messenger RNA. The record is from the annotation of a GenBank genome assembly. NCBI's taxonomy places the organism in Eukaryota, Viridiplantae, Streptophyta, Magnoliopsida, Brassicales, Brassicaceae.
UAAUUAUACACAUUUUAUCUUCUCGUCUUGUGUGAUUCUCCUGCUAUCGCCGGCGAUGAUUCCUCUCACCCUUUCGUCGCCGUCUCUAAAUCGGCUCGUUUUGUUCACGUCUCGUUACUCUCACUCUCCACUUCUCCGUAGCUUCAAAUCGCUCCCCUUGAUCCACCGGACACUACCGCACAACCAUCUUCUCGGCGUAAGGUGUCAUGCUAGUAGUAGCAGCGGUUCUUCCUCUUUCACCGCAAAGCCUUCCAAAGAGAUUCGGAGAGCUCGAACCGAAUUAGUCGUGGACGAGAAGCUUAGCGCGCUUCGGAAACAAUUCUCAGAGCCUGGUGUUGGAAUCGAUGCUUAUAUCAUACCUUCACAGGAUGCCCAUCAGAGCGAGUUCAUCGCCGAGUGCUAUGCGAGGAGGGCUUUCAUAUCAGGAUUUACCGGAAGUGCUGGCACCGCUGUUGUCACCAAGGAUAAGGCGGCUCUGUGGACAGAUGGCCGCUACUUUCUUCAGGCGGAGAAGCAAUUGAACACUAGUUGGAUUCUCAUGCGUGCGGGUAAUCCAGGAGUCCCCACGGCAAGUGAAUGGGUAGCUGAUGUUUUAGCUCCUGGUGGAAGAGUUGGUAUUGACCCUUUCCUGUUUUCCGCCGAUGCUGCGGAGGAAUUGAAGGAGGCAAUAGCAAAGAAGAAUCAUGAGUUGGUUUACUUGUACGAUGCAAAUCUUGUGGAUGAAAUAUGGAAGGGCUCAAGGCCAAAUCCUCCUAGCAAACAAAUAAGGGUACAUGACUUGAAGUAUGCUGGUGUAGACGUGGCAUCAAAAUUGGCCGCUUUGAGAAAUGAAAUUAUGGAUGCCGGCGCAUCUUCCAUUGUGAUAUCCAUGCUUGAUGAGAUUGCAUGGGUGCUUAAUUUGAGAGGGAGUGAUGUUCCACAUUCACCUGUUGUGUACGCAUAUUUGAUUGUAGAGGUGGACCAAGCCAGACUCUUUGUGGACAGUUCUAAAGUAACUGCAGAGGUGAAAGAUCAUUUGAAAAAUGCAGGGAUCGAACUCAGCCCUUAUGAUUCCAUUCUUUCAGAAAUAGAUAGUUUGGCAGCACGGGGAGCCCAGCUCUUGAUGGAUCCAUCAACCCUCAACGUAGCUAUCAUUAGCACCUACAUAUCUGCAUGUGAGAAACAUUCAAGGAAGUCUGGAAACGAAGACAAAGCUAAGACAAAGUUUAGUGUUGGCUCUAGCGGGUAUCCUGCAAAACCCUCUGGGAUUUACAGGCCGUCUCCUAUUUCGUGGGCGAAGGCCAUCAAAAACGAUGCCGAGUUACAGGGGAUGAAAAAUUCUCACUUGAGAGAUGCUGCUGCUCUAGCUCAUUUCUGGGCUUGGUUGGAGGAGGAAGUCCACAAGAAUGUGAACCUAACAGAGGUAGAUGUGGCUGACAGGCUCCUUGAAUUCCGUUCAAUGCAAGAUGGUUUUAUGGAUACAAGCUUCGAUACUAUAAGCGGUUCCGGUGCAAAUGGUGCUAUUAUACAUUAUAAACCAGAGCCAGAGAGCUGCAGUGGUGUAGACCCUCAAAAACUUUUCUUGCUCGAUAGUGGAGCUCAAUAUGUGGAUGGAACAACAGAUAUCACCAGAACAGUACAUUUUAGUGAACCUUCUGCCCGAGAAAAAGAAUGUUUCACCCGAGUUUUACAGGGCCAUAUAGCUCUUGAUCAAGCCGUUUUCCCAGAAGGUACUCCUGGUUUUGUAUUGGAUGGGUUUGCACGGUCUUCUCUAUGGAAAAUUGGUCUUGAUUACCGCCAUGGACAAACUUUUUCUAGAAAUCAUAAUCUCCUUCAUGUGAAAGAUGCUGAAACACCUAACCGCUUUGGUGGUGCUACAUACCUUGGAUUCGAGAAGCUUACAUUCUUCCCCAUUCAGACAAAAAUGGUUGAUGUUUCUUUACUCUCUCAUGCUGAGAUUGACUGGCUUAACAAUUAUCACGCAGAAGUCUGGGAAAAGGUUUCACCUUUGCUAGAAGGUCCUACUCAGCAGUGGCUCUGGAACAACACUCUGUUUGAAUACGGAGUUUUGGUGAAUGAAUUCUCGAUGGGCGAUUCAGAAACUGACCUCUCACCUUCCUUCUUGCUUGUCUACCGUCUUGUGCCCUUCGAAAAUCCUAAUCCGGCAGAGCCCAAGUUACCAAGUCUCGACUUUUCUCCUCAACCAUGUCGAUAUAAGCCUUCUCUUAUCCAACUGCGGAAGACAAGGCUGUUCUGUUUGGUGACCAACAUGAUUCACGCUUUGGCAAUUUUAAGCGGUUAUGACAAGGAGAUUUCCGUGGGCAACACAUUGAUCACAGCCUACUUCAAAUGUGGAUGUUCGGUUUCUGGGAGACGGGUUUUUGAUGAGAUGCCUCAAAGAAAUGUCAUCACUUGGACGGCUGUGAUUUCGGGUCUGAUGCAGAACGAGUUACAUGACGAUGGUCUAAGGCUGUUUAGUUUGAUGCGCAGAGGAUUGGUCCAUCCAAACUCUGUAACUUAUUUGAGUGCUCUAUCUGCUUGUUCAGGCUCACAGAGGGUAACGGAGGGGAAACAGAUUCAUGCUCUUUUGUGGAAAUCUGGGAUUGAGUCAGAAUUGUGCAUUGAGAGUGAGCUAAUGGAUAUGUACUCUAAAUCCGGAAGCAUCGAAGAUGCGUGGAAGAUUUUUGAGUCCACGGAAGAAAUUGAUCAAGUUUCAAUGACUGUGAUGUUGGUUGGUUUAGCACAAAAUGGGUCAGGGGAAGAGUCUAUACAUUUUUUCAUUAGAAUGCUUCAAGCUGAUACAAUGGAAUGUCUUCGCUUAUUUACAUCGAUACCGAAAAUCUCUUUCUUCUCCAAUUCAAGAAAUUCAACAUCGCGGCGAUUCAUCCUCAGUUGCAGAGAGAGAAGUAGAGAUGAUCCACUCUCCAGCUCCUCACCGUACUCUAUACUCGGCGUAGAUCCAAGCUGCUCAUCUUCCGAGCUAAAGGCAGCUUUUCGUGCCAAAGUGAAACAAUAUCAUCCUGAUGUGAACAGAGAAGAGAGCAAUUCUGAUAUUAUGAUCCGUCGUAUAAUCCAGGCAUAUGAGAUGUUAACCAACUAUAGCCGAUCAGAGAUAAUUGAAGGAGAAUGCUUGGACCCUUUUGACCAUCCAGAGUGCGAGGCACUUGAUGUGUUUGUGAAUGAGGUCCUUUGUGUUGGAACAAGAUGUUCGUACCCAUGUUUUAAAACAGCUCCUCAAGUCUUCUCAUGUGCUUCAGGUGCAACAGCUCGAGCAAUGUCCCAAGGGCAUGGCGAAGAUUCCCGCGUACAAACUGCAGUUAAUCAGUGCCCUAGAAACUGCAUACAUUACGUCACACCUUCACAGAGAAUUAUUCUGGAAGAGUUACUAGACAGUGUUUUGGACAAGCCUUAUGAUUGUUCGGCCGAGGCAGAGCUGCUCUAUGCUCUUAUAGUCAAAGCUCAGUUUGAGAACAAUCGGUACCAGAAGCCAAAGAAGAAACAACCUGAAUCCUCUACCAAACAUGGCCAUAUAGCUCUUGAUCAAGCCGUGUUCCUAGAAGGUACUCCUGGUUUUGUAUUAGAUGGGUUUGCACGGUCUUCUCUAUGGAAAAUUGGACUUGAUUACCGUCAUGGGACAGGACAUGGCAUAGGUGCUGCACUCAAUGUGCAUGUAGGUCCUCAAAAAGAGCGUGAGAGAGAAUAUGAGAUAGCCGAAGCUAAUGAAACCACGCUUGAAAGU